AGGAAGAGGCGGAGCAGAGACGAGAAGUUUAACGUCAUUUUGCAGAAGUGAAAGUGUGAGAGAGCAGCAGCAGAGCUGCAGUCGAGCCCUGUUUGUCUCUAAAAGAAGAUUCACUGGAGUCCAUCAGGUUUCUCUCAGCAACAGUGAUUGCAGACAUGUAUGCUGCCAGCAAUCUGCGAUCUGAAGAUCAGUUUCUGUGCUCCAUCUGUCUGGAUGUGUUCACUGAUCCAGUCACUACACCAUGUGGACACAACUUCUGCAAAACCUGCAUCAGUCAGCACUGGGACAUGAAUGUCAUCUGUCAGUGUCCCAUGUGUAACGAGACUUUCUACACUAGACCUCAGCUGAGGGUCAACACCUUCAUCUCUGAGAUGGUUGCUCAGUUCAGACGUGAAGCUCAGCAGAAAGCCAGCAGCAGCAGCUCAGAGCAACAAGCUGCCAAACCAGGAGAAGUUCCCUGUGACGUCUGCACUGGAACCAGACUGAAGGCCCUGAAGUCCUGCCUGGUGUGUCAGACCUCCUACUGUCAGACUCACCUGGAGCCUCAUCUGACAGUGAAAGGCCUGAAAAGACAUCAGCUGAUUGAUGCUGUGGAGAACCUGGAAGGCAGGAUGUGUACGAAGCACGAUAACCUUCUGCAGCUGUUCUGUAAGACCGACCAGACAUGUGUCUGCAUGCUCUGCUCUGUUUUAGACCACAAGAACCACGAGUUUGUUCCUCUGAGAGAAGAAUAUGAAGGAAAGAAGGCAGAGCUGGAGAAGACAGAGGCUGAGAUUCAGCAGAUGAUCCAGAAGAGACGACUGAAGAUUCAGGAGAUCACAGAGUCGGUGAAGAUGAGUAAAGAUGCUGCAGACAGACAGAAAGCAGAAGGUGUUCAGGUCUUCACUGCUCUGAUGGAGUCUGUUGAGAGACGCCUGAAGGAGCUCAUGAAGGAGAUCGAAGACAAACAGGAAACUACAGAGAAACAGGCUGAAGGUCUCAUCAAAGAUCUGGAACAGGAAAUCUCUGAGCUGAUGGAGAGAAGCUCUGAGGUGGAGCAGCUCUCACGCUCUGAAGACCACCUCCACCUCCUCCAAAGCUUCUCCUCCCUGAAAGCUGCUCCACCCACCAAGGACUGGACAGAGGUCAGAGUUCAUCCACCAUCAUAUGAGGGGACUGUGGGGAGAGCUGUGGAUCAGCUGCAGGAGACAAUCAGGAAACCCAUGAAGAAGAAGCUGUUUGAGGCUGAGCUGCAGAGGGUGCAGCAGUAUGAGGUGGAUGUGACUCUGGAUCCUGAUACAGCUCAUCCUGAUCUCAUCCUGUCUGAUGAUGGAAAACAAGUGUAUCAUAGUGAUGUGAGGAAGAAUCUUCCAGACAACCCAGAGAGAUUUUCUCAGUGUCCUUGUGUUUUAGGAGAGCAGAGUUUCUCUUCAGGCAGAUUUUACUUUGAGGUUCAGGUUAAAGGAAAGACUGACUGGGAUUUAGGAGUGGCCACAGAGUCGAUCAACAGGAAGGGACAAAUCACACUGAGACCUCAGGAUGGUUUCUGGACUGUGUGGCUGAGAAAUGGAAAUGAGUACAAAGCUCUUGCUGGUCCUUCAGUCCGUCUCUGCCUUCAUCCUGGUCCUGAGAAGGUGGGGGUGUUUGUGGAUUAUGAGGAGGGUCUGGUCUCCUUUUAUGAUGUAGGUGCUGCAGCUCUGAUCUACUCCUUUACUGGCUGCUCCUUCACUCACAAACUCCACCCAUACUUCGAACCCAGUUUGAAUUAUGGUGGUAAAAACUCUGCACCUCUGAUCAUCUGUCCUGUUAAUCAAACUGAGUCGAUCAACGACUGAUUUUAUUUGAUGAAUGAUUGAUUUUUCUUGAAGGGACCAAAUGAACAUAUUGAGUGUAAAUCCUCUACAGUCUCCAUGUUUCUAUAGAAUCUGAUCAUCAGGACUCUGAUUCACACUUUGAUUCUCAUGAGUUUGAUUUGAACAGAAGAAAAGUUGAAUCAGGAAAUGUUCCCACUGAUGGAGACUCGAGCUGAAGAGCAAAUAUCAGAGAAUAAAUGUCCAAAAGCUUCAUUUACAAUAAAGUUUGUUCAAUGCUUUGAGUGAA
Messenger RNA from Oreochromis aureus, 2079 nucleotides. Its product is annotated as E3 ubiquitin-protein ligase TRIM39-like. The coding region runs from base 156 to 1814 and encodes 552 amino acids. Lineage: Eukaryota; Metazoa; Chordata; Actinopteri; Cichliformes; Cichlidae. The transcript has 2 exons. The record is from RefSeq and is a predicted model, not a curated record. Gene Ontology annotation, molecular function: protein binding; zinc ion binding.